This is a messenger RNA of Lathyrus oleraceus (garden pea), 1107 nucleotides long. RefSeq lists its product as uncharacterized. The record is from RefSeq and is a predicted model, not a curated record. NCBI's taxonomy places the organism in Eukaryota, Viridiplantae, Streptophyta, Magnoliopsida, Fabales, Fabaceae. The coding region runs from base 1 to 1107 and encodes 368 amino acids. The transcript is spliced from 2 exons.
AUGUCACAACAUCAAACUACAUCUGAUUCAAAAACUACUAAGUCUACUCACAAGGUUAGCACUCCUUCCAUGGACAUUCACGAUGAUGAGAUUUUGGAUGUGGUUCCUCUAUCAGUUAUUCCCUGCGAAGCCCUUGAUUUAAACCAUCCCCUGGAUGCCUCAGCUUCUGCAUGCCCCAAUCAAGGUAACAUCUCUAGUAUCCCUUCUGGCUCAACUCAUGCCACUAGUUCUAAGGAAGAUAUACACCACACUGAUCAUGUCAUAAGGAACCUAGUCACUAGAAUCCUUAAUGAAGGACAUUUUAUGAAGGGAGUCUAUACUCCCCUGUCUAAAAUGUACCCCUCUCCUGAGGUUGCACAACAUAGUGAGAAGAAUAACGAUUCCUCCAGUUCUGAGAAGGACAUGGCUGCUGAAGAGGAUGAUAGGUCUAAUGAGAAAGAUGAUAGCUUACUUCAUCACUUAAAGCCAAGUGUGGCUAAGCGUAUGAAGACCCGAAAAGGAAGAUAUGUGGCUGAAAUGAUGUCAGCUAAAACAGCUAAGAAGACUACUGGUGUUGGUCCUUCCAAAUCUUGGAGCAAGGUUGAAGUGAAGAAGAGGAAGGUUAGAGAAGUCUCUGAGUGUGAAGAAGAUGUUGAGGAAGAUAUCCCUGACAUCUCUCCUGUGAAGAAGACCACUGUGAGGAAGUCCCCUGUGAAAGUUGUUGUUGUGCAUUUGGAUAAUAUCUCUUUCCAUCUUGAAGAUGGAGCUACCAAUUGGAAAUUUGUGAUUCAAAGAAGGGUGGCUAUGGAAAGGGAGUUAGGAAAGGAUGUUGUUGAAGUCAAGGAGGUCAUGGACCUAAUAAAGACUACUGGGUUGAUGAAGAUUGUGUCUGGGUUCUCUCAGUGCUAUGAGGGUUUGGUUAAGGAAUUCAUUGUCAACAUUCCUGAGGAUAUUGCUGAUAAGAACAACAAGGAAUUUUGCAAAGUAUUUGUGAGAGGUAAGUGUAUCACAUUCUCUCCCACUGUCAUUAGCAAUUUUAUGGGAAGAAGAGUUAAGGGUGCAGGUGAAUUGGAAGCUACAGACAAUGAGGUCUGUAGAGAAAUUACAGCAAGGCAAGUGAAAGGGUAA